Oreochromis niloticus (Nile tilapia) is the source of this 2606-nucleotide messenger RNA. RefSeq lists its product as uncharacterized. The transcript has 6 exons. Gene Ontology annotation, biological process: response to bacterium. The record is from RefSeq and is a predicted model, not a curated record. The coding region runs from base 825 to 1583 and encodes 252 amino acids. Lineage: Eukaryota; Metazoa; Chordata; Actinopteri; Cichliformes; Cichlidae.
AUUUGUUCUUCUGUUAUAUUACCAUUGUGGUUUAAGGACCACAAAAUACCACUUUAGAGAGGUCUGAUAGAGGUCAGAAGUGAAAUAAAAAAAAACAUUUUUGAGUCUUAAUAGCAUUAGUUUUUGGUUUCUUUUUCAUUUUCUCCAGUUUUGUUAGACUCAGGCAAUAAAAUAACUUGAAAGGGCUAGGAAAAGAUCAUGGUUUGGCUCAAAACAGACCCUUUUGCAGUAUUUAGCACAUUUUUUAAGGCUUGUUUUUUUUGUGUGUUUCACCCAAUCUAAUACAAUACAAUACAAUUUUAAUUAUAUAGCACAUUUAAAAACCAGAGGUAUGGCAAAGUGAUUCACAGAACCAAUUAAGAGCAAUAAUAAAUAGAAAUAAAUAAAAUAAUAAAAAUAAAAUAAAUAAAAAUAAAAUAUACUGACAGGUGGGAGAGAUAACUAACCAAUAAUACACCAGGCAUAGUAGUAGGCACAAGCCGAAAGGCUAAAGGUUAAAUCAUUAUAAACAUUAAUCAAAGCAAAAAACAUAAGUUACAGUACACUUAAAAGGCUAAAUAAAUACGUUUUUAAUGGAGAUUUAAAAGAUUGAAUUGAAUCAGAUGUCUGAUUCAAUUCAAUAGCAAUCUAAAGAUAUUAAUGAACACUAAUAAACUUGUAAUAUGCGCCAGAGUUCAAAGAGAUAUCAAGAUGAGUAUCACAGAAGAGAAAUUUCUGCAUGACAGGCCAAUCACUGCUUUGACUUCCUUAAAUGGAAACGUUUACCUAUGUCAUGUGCAUGAUAUAUACACUAGUUGUCUUUGAGCUCUCAACUGUCAUCACAGAUGGCUGGGCUGCAUGUGUUUGUGGUUGUUCUCCUGGGAGUGGUCUCCUGUCAGAAUUGGAUUCCUGGGUCAGAAGUGAUAAUCCAUGCAGGACACAAUAUCACCCUCUAUUGUGACUGCAAAUUAUCCUCUGGAGUAUAUAUAGUAUGGUACAGGGAUUGUUCUCGUAAGAACCAGCCAUCUCUUGUUUUAAAACUGAAAUAUAAUUCAUGGGGAAAUAACACAUUUGACAUACUGAACCCCUUAUCGCAUUUUCAAUUUGUGAGGAAUUUUUCCUCUGAGUCCUAUGACCUUAUGAUUUUAAACGUCACUGAUUCUGAUGAAGGCCUCUACUACUGUGGAACAGAACAACAACGGCUGGAGGAUAAAGAAUUCAUCGUGCCCAGAUUUAUUUACACAUAUGGCAAUGCCACAACAAGAAUCAUAAUAGGUUCCAGCAAACAUCAUGAACCUCCUCAGAACUGUGACCUAUGUUGGAUGCUGCUAGUCUCUCUUUGUCCAGUUUUUGCUGGCAUCUCCUCACUCUUCUCCUCGCUUCUGGUUUAUCACCUAUGUAGGAAAAGAUUUAUUAACUCUAAAGAACCUGAAGUUGACCAGAUACGUCCUAAAACAAGACGUCUAACAAGAAUAAAUGAGGAUGAAGAUAUGUGUUACGCUGCCCUGGAAAUCCGUCAGGCAUCGCAGAGGCAAAAGAAGAAAACACAGAGUUCUGACUUCUGCACAUAUUCUGCUAUCAAUAUUUCAUAUUCUACACCUUAGUGUGAAGCUGUUUUAUGUGAAAGUGUGAAAACUUUGUAAAUAUGAUUUGUUAAUAUUAUAAAUAUUUUGCUGCAAGCUCCUCUGUUUCUGGUGAUGCCAGCCUUUACUGCAAAGGGUUGAAAAUGUACAGAAAAUACAUUUUGAUUUCAGUAAUUUUCUUGAAUCGGUAUGACUAAUGGAUAUUUUUGUGGUUCAAAAAGGGACAUUUUGGUUCUGUUUGGUUCAAUACUCUGCAUGUGAAGGUUUCGUGUUUUUGUAGCUUCACUGUGAACUGAAAUGUACACAAAAAUUAUAUUUUUUAAUUGAAAUUGUUUUUAUUACGAUGUUUCAGGCUUCAUGUCAUCUGAUUUGUAAGUGAAUUGUUAAUUACUUGGCGUUUUUUAGAAGUUUUUAGAAUAUGCUUGCACUUUUUUAAAUUAAGAGAAGGUAGGUUGCUAUGUGCUUUUUUUACUGAGCUAGCCAACUAGAAAUUAAAUUGGAAUAAAUCUAUUACAUAAAGCUUGACUGACAGUGCUGGCUUAAACCAUAAAAACUAACAAAAAUAGUUACAUUUUCUAUUGACUUGUCUGACACAUGAAUGUCAACAGAGAGUCUUCUGAGUCUUACUGGGAUUAUUUUAACGUCCAUUUUAUUCUUAUUUUUCUCUGGUUAGGUUCAGUCAAUGCAAAAUACUUGGGAGGGGCUGGAAAUACUUAGAACUUGGUAAGGGCUUGGCUCAAAGUACCUUUUCACAGGUUUUAGAACAUUUUAGAAAAGCUCUUUUGCUCUGUUUUCUGUUUUAUCAGUUGUUACUUUUUACUGGUAGAGUGGUUUUUACUGGUAUAACCAGUAAAAACUAUUGUUAUAACUAACAAUGCCUGUACUGUAGUAGUUCAGAGCAUUUGAUAUGUUAGAGUGGCUUUUUCUACAGGAAAUACAACUCAACAUACUAAAUUUGUUUUAGGACACGUCACAAAAAAGGCAAAAAAAGAAAAAGACUCAUCCUUUGCUUAAUGACAGGUCAGCCACAUAAAGUUACAACAA